CUACGUUCUCUCUCCCUCUCCUUCUCUAGUGUUUCUCUCUCUAUCUCUCUCUCUUGCAUUCUGUGUGUGUGUGUGUUGAAGUUAGGGUUUUUCGAUCCCCUUUUGUCAUUCCUGGAUUCUGCGUCGUCUUUCACCGGAUCAAGAUUAUCUGCUUUGUGUUUUGCUUGGAUAACUUAACCAAGCUACAUUGCAAAUUUACUUUGAAGUGAACAUAGUGGAGUUGGUUUUGACUGUCUGAUGUGCGAUAUCUCACAUGUCUUUACCAUCAUUGUUGGAGUAAAAGGAAAGGUGCUAUUACUCAUUGUGAUUGUGUUUGGUUAGUGCAAUCUGGACAAGCUAGAUUCUAAUACUACUUUGGAAAUUAUCGAUAUUCAGAAUUAAUCUUGGUAAGGAAACAUAUAGACCAUCAGAGGAGGAUUCCUUGUAUCCAUGCUGGCAGAGAGCAUGCGUGGAAUUUGUGCUUCGGGUAAUGCCCCUGUCGAAAUCUGCUGCCGAUGCAUUCGGUUUGGUGACAAUUUGCCUAGUUGCUCUCUUGAUUUUUCUUGGUUUCCUUUGCAUUGCCUACUCAUUUUACUUCCAGUCUCGUGUUCGUGAUCAAGGCUUUAGUCAACUCACUUAUUUUAGUGGUCCUUGGAUUGUCCGAAUCACAUUUAUUUUGUUUGUAAUCUGGUGGGGUUUUGGUGAGAUUGUACGGUUGAGUUUGCUAAGGCGUGACGGAAGUGUGUUGAAUUCCCUAGACUUGAAAUGGCAGGAAACUGUUUGCAAAGGCUACAUUGUUUCAAAUCUGGGUUUUGCAGAACCUUGUUUAUUCCUCACCCUAGUGUUUCUCCUUCGUGCACCCCUACAGAGGAUGGAAACAGGAAUUCUAAGUCGAAAAUGGAACAGAAAAACUGCAGGAUAUGUCCUCCUUUAUUGCCUUCCCAUAUUUGCCCUCCAGCUCUUCAUUAUUCUAAUUGGACCAGAAUUGCGUAAGAAUAAAGGCUCCUUGCAGACAUUGCCCCAUUAUUUUACAAGCCCAGCUAGUCUUAUGUUAGAAAAUGCUGCUGCUGCUGAUGUUAUUGCCCUCUGCACUUACCCUUUACUAAAUACCAUCCUCCUAGGGAUUUUUGCCACCAUGCUAACUGUCUACCUGUUUUGGCUUGGAACGCAGAUUUUGGAAUUGGUCAUCAACAAGGGUUUGCAGAAGAGAGUCUACACAUUAAUAUUCUCUGUUUCUAGUUUUCUUCCAUUGAGGGUUCUUUUACUUGGGCUAUCCGUUUUAUCUAAACCAGAGGAUUUUCUGUUUGAAGCACUUGCUUUCUCAGCUUUUCUUGCCCUUUUUUCUUGUGCUGGGGUUUGUAUUUUUAUGAUUGUGUACUUCCCAAUAGCGGAUUCUUUGGCCCUGGGGAAUCUUCGCGACUUGGAGGCUAGGAGAAGAAUCACUGAUGAGCACAAUGACACCAUUUCCCUCAUUGCUAACCAAAGCCAUCUUGAAGAAAGUGGUCGAGUAAGUCCUGGGAGAAACUCUGAUGCCUCGACCAAGCGUGGAUCAAUUUCUUUUCGAACUUAUGAAAGGGGUGGGACAUCAACAGCACCAUUUGUGGAACUGAGCCUAUUCUCUCCUAGUCGAGACGAAACCCCAGCAGGAUCACCUCCACUUCUUGGUUGGCCUAUGCGUCCGCCAAAGCAAGUUCAAGGAUACUAAUUGCGAAGGAACUGAGUAUGGGUGAAUAUCAAUUUUGUGGUAAAGAAAAACUGAUUGUAAAGGGUUAGUUUUAAUAAGAAUUUUUAUUCUUGGUUUGUUUUUAAAUUUUAGAUGAUCAUCAGGGUGGUUUUAAUUUUUAUUCUUGGUUUGUUUUUGGUUCUAAUGAAAGCAUGUACAUUAUGAUCAGCUAGGGUAAGAGAAUAUAUGGAUGGCGAUUGUGGUCCCGCA
Molecule: messenger RNA, 1912 nt
Organism: Manihot esculenta (cassava)
Lineage: Eukaryota; Viridiplantae; Streptophyta; Magnoliopsida; Malpighiales; Euphorbiaceae
Exons: 2
Coding region: 470-1684 (404 amino acids)
Source: RefSeq, a predicted model, not a curated record